Saccoglossus kowalevskii is the source of this 2421-nucleotide messenger RNA. RefSeq lists its product as uncharacterized. The record is from RefSeq and is a predicted model, not a curated record. NCBI's taxonomy places the organism in Eukaryota, Metazoa, Hemichordata, Enteropneusta, Harrimaniidae.
UUGCCGUUCAAUUGGCGUAGCACAGCGAGCAGAGAAAGGUGCCGUUUUUAAUUGGGCGUUGGUUUGGUUAGAAGCAGACUCUCUGGGUCAAUGGUGAAUAGUUACACGGAAUUGGUACAGUGGAUUACAUCCUUACAGACAGCGACGUGUUGGGACAGCGUAAAUACUAGUAUAUUGACACAUCCGGGAACUAUGUCAGCAACGCAGCGUCCUGGGUUGAUCGUUACUAUACUGUUCCUGCAAGGCGUUUGUACAUUCGCCACCAAUCCAGAUAUUGCCAUCACAGAAUUCACAGUCACAUCACCAGAUCCAGUAGUCUACCAACAAAAUACUCGUAUAGAUAUCAUAUUCACUGUCGAAAUCUCGAACGUGGCUGCAACCACGGGAGAUUUGACCGUCAGAAGUAACUAUGGCAACAAUUUUAUUUUGAAGUUGUAUCUGACAGACAAUCCACAGUACGAAGACUCGACGUCGGACACGUCACAACAAACCGUCAUGGACCGAGGAGUGAAUCAAGCGAUUGAUGCGGGACAGUCCAUUAUGCUUACAGGGUUGAGAGGUCAGGUGAAGAUUCCUAGUGAGAAUUGUGGCGCUUAUAGCUAUAUUUGUAUAGUUCCUGAAAUAGUCGACUCGUCUUACACAGAUUCUAACGUGGAAAACGACGAUAAAUGCGUGAUGUUUGGACUACAAGACGACGAGAAAGCCGGUGAAAAACAGUGUCAAAAUUAUAUGGACGAAGUUGAAUCAAGAUAUGGCGUCGUAGUUACAUUAGAAGAUAUCAUCCUCGCUGAUCAGUGGCCACCAAUUGUCACAAGUUAUCGUCAGGCGGUUGCCAAUUUGGUUAACACCUACUGUAAUAUCAACUCGCAUUUUGGAGCGUGUUGUCCAGGUUACGGAUCAAAACGCAGUACUCUCUUGGCCGACGUGGUUGACGCCGACGACGUUAAGAUUGGGAGAGGAUUUCCUGUACAAUCCACGAAUGGAGAAAAUGGCAGGAUAAUGACGUACAUCAUGGCAAAAGACAACAACACACUUUGUAAUUUGGGAAGCUCCAGUAAUUCAAGAAAACGAAGAAAUAUUCGAAAUCCGUCUGACAGUCUGAGGGUACGGAGAGCAAGUGAAGAUAUGUUCUACUUAACCCAGGACGCCCUAUAUGGGUCGAUAAACGAACACCGAGAUGAUUUAGGAAAUGAAAUUGAUUAUCACGUCAUAGGAGUGAGUAUGACGGAACAUAUGGGAGAGGAUGAGUUCUUUAUUGAAUCGUGGUUGAUUGCUGUUAUUGUUGUAUGUGCCCUCAUCUCACUCACUGUUAUCGGUGCUGUGAUAUGGUUGGUGCUACCGCAACGAAACAAAGACGUUCAAGUCUACGUAUACCAAUAAGACAAGUAUGAAAUGAAAAUAGAGCAACGCUGAGAUGACGUAAUACACUGUGUCGUAACUGACUUGACGGGAUGUUGGAUCACCCGGAAUGCUCACAACAAUCAACUCUCGGAAGAUCAAGAACGAUAAUAGUUUCAGUCCCAACUUGUGUGUCUGUGUUUGCGUAUUCCCCGUGACAUGAGUUACCAUACUGACUAAUACAGCCUUGUUAUGCACCGCAGAUAUUUGGACACGGAGCCGUCAACUCGCUCUACUCACCCCUUAACCCCUCAAUGGGGGUUCAACGUCAAUGUCGACUGUACUCAUUUGUCACUACCAGUACCCCCGGGGGGGGGGAAUACCGUCCCGGUGAAGGUUGAAAAAGAAGUCCCACUUACAUCUACACAACUUUUUAAUGGGAGCUCCCUCUCCCUGCCGAAGCAGCCCCGGGUACUGGUGGUAAACGUAUACAACAAAACGGAUACUGGUGAUAAACUCGUCUGGGUAUGCGGAUACUUUUCCCUGUAGAGCCGGAGUAGUACGCGAACAACUGAAACAAAAGUGUCGUUUUAAAAAGUACGGCCCCUUGUUGCUAUACCAUUUUUGGGUCACGAGAAAGAAUGACUUGUGAUGAUUUAAUUGCAGGAUGGAUGACACUGCCUUACAAUAACUCAGGGACCCAACUUUAUGAAACAGUACUUCGUUACUAAAUGCAAGUCUGCAUUAUUUCCUAAUAUAUUUCAUAAACUCUUCGGCCCUCUCCCACGAAAGAACAGUUAGGGGGCCAGAUUUACUUGAACCUGACGAGAACGUGUCCAUUUCGUGUCAUUCACGUUCUAGUAUUCCACCCAAAGAUACCAUAUUGCAUUUCAGAAAACCCACUGCGCCCUCUAGGACGGUUGGUUGGUUGUGUAUUCAGAAUCAUAGGCAAAUCUAUGAAAAAUAUUAGCGGACGACCGCGGAUCAAAACAAACCGACGCCCUCAACGUCUCCGAGUAUGUGCUUAUACCUAAGCCGGUUCUUUGCCCUCAAUCAACGGUCACCCACAAGGACCAAGUAUCA